Messenger RNA from Dictyostelium discoideum AX4, 2331 nucleotides. RefSeq lists its product as hypothetical. NCBI's taxonomy places the organism in Eukaryota, Evosea, Eumycetozoa, Dictyosteliales, Dictyosteliaceae. Bases 1 to 2331 code for a protein of 776 amino acids. The transcript is spliced from 4 exons. The record is from RefSeq and is a predicted model, not a curated record.
AUGAAUUUAAUUUUUAAAUAUUAUUUAUUGUUUUUGAUCUGUAUUUAUAAAGUGUCAUCUGAUUUCUCACCAUUAACAAUCAAAAGGUUGAAUGCUUUUAUUGAUUUAGAAUACCAAGAUUAUUUUCAAAUAAAUUCAGUAAUUUCAUUUAAUCAAACUAUUUUUCAAAGUAAUCAAAUAAAUUAUAUUACUUCACUCGAUAAUUCUGACUUAAUAAUAAAUGAUAAUAAAUUUAAUAGUUGGAAAUUAAAUAAAGAAUCAAAUGAAUUAAAGAUAAUUAAUUUAGAGAUUGAAAAUCAAUAUGAUAUCGAUUUACCGUUAGAAUUUAUAGGUAAUUUUGAAAAUGUUUAUAUCACUAAUAAUACUGGGUUUUCAUCAAGUUGUUUUAUUUAUGCAGGAGUGGAGAUACCUUAUACUCUUGAUUAUUCAAAUAAUGAUACAUCAACCUAUAAAAUAUUUCAAUUUAAAACAACUCCUUUAAGUUUAAAAUUAAAAUUUAAACCAUCUUCAUUAUUUCCUUCUUCUUCUUCCUCUUCUUCCUCUUCUCCUUCUUCCUCUUCUCCUUCUUCAAUUACUAUUAAAGAUACAUCAAAUUUAGAAACUUUAAAUAGUUUAUUAGAUAAUAACUAUAUUGUAUUUGAAAUUGAUAAAAAUCAAAAAUUAUUGUCAAAGUUUUUCCUACCAAAAAUUCACAUUGGCGAAGGAUUAAAUAAAAUUGGAAUCACAAGAAAAUCUGUUAAAGAUUAUUUAUUAACAACAUGUAAUAAUACAUAUGAACCAAUAACAACUGUUGGUAAUUCUAAUAAUGUAUAUGAUCAGUUUUAUUUAUUUAGAAAUAAUACAAUUAAUAAUAUUUUAUCAACAGGAUGUGAUAUUAAUUCAAUGGAUAUCUAUUCACCAGAUAGUUCAAUAAUAUUAUCUUGUGAUAUAAUGAAUACAAAAUUUACAAAUAUUACAUCUAACAUUUCAAUGUUAUUCAAAUUAUCAAGUUUUCCCAUUAUAAAUUCAACUGCAAUUCCUAUUUUAAGUGGUGGAAUUGUACCAUUAUCUACAAACUAUGAUAAAUCAUUUUCAACUCUAUAUAUUGAUAUUUUAAAUAAAGGAAAUGAUAAUGCUUUAUUUAAAAUUAUAUUACAAUAUUGUAGAAAUGAUGGUAAAUUUAAUUUUAAUAUUUCAGAUGACCAAUUAAUAAUUGAUAGAAAUGAAAAAUCAAUGAUAGUUAAUAAUGAUAAUUACCCAACUAGAUUAACUUUCUCUUUAAAGAGUAGAUCAAGUUCAAUAUCAACAUUAGGUUUUUGUAAAUUUUCAAUCUAUCAAAAUGAUCAAUAUUAUUCAGAUUUUAUAACAAACUUUUCAACUUCAAUUCUAGAAUUUACACCAAAUCCAAAUAAUAUAGCAGGAAGAGAAGUUAGAAUUAAUAAUAAUUAUAAUAAUUUAGAAAAUAAAAUUGUUUCGACUACUACAAAUUGUUUAGCACCUAAAAUAUUAAAAACUAUAAAUGGUGUUGAAUAUUGUGUUAAUGAAUGUACAAUUGAUCAAUUAUUUAAUAGUGAUACAUUAGAAUGUACACCAACAAAAUGUUAUAUAAAGUAUAUUUCAAAUGUACCACAAAAGAUUUACUAUAAUUCAAAUAAUGGUUUAUGUGAAAGUACACCAAGUUGUCCAAACGGUUAUAUAUAUGAAUCUAAUACAUGUGUAGCCCCAAAACCAAUAAUAAAUGAUUCAAAUUCUAAUAGUAAUAGUUUCAGUGAUUCCUCUUCAUCUUUUGUAUUCCCAUCAUUUAGUGAUGGUUCUUAUUUUAAUGAAUUACCUGAUGCUCCUAGUGGUCCCUCAACAGCUUUAAUUAUUAUUAUUUUCGUUGUUGCUUCUGUAUUACUAUUUAUUGUACUUUUCUUUAUUAUUAGAAAAUGUUGUUCACGUAAAUCAAAAGAAAGAGUUAAAAAAGAUAAAAUUAAAGAGUAUUAUAGUAAUAGACCAAUAAAACAAUUAGAUCAACAACCACAGCAGCAGCAACAACAACAACAGUUUCAACAAUUUCAACAACUACAACCACAACCAUUAAUCCAAAAACCACAACCACAACAACAACAACACCAAAGACAAAGACCAAUCCAACAACAAAUAGUACAAACAAAUCAAGUUAUUCAAAGAAGACCACAACAAAAUCGUCAAUUAUCACCUCAGCAAAUGCAACAAAGAAGACAACAGCAAUUACAACAAAAUCAUGGAGUUCAAAGAGGAUUACCACAGCAAUAUGGCCAGUUAUCACCUCAGCAAAUGCAGCAAAUGCAGCAAAGAAGACAACAACACCAACAACAGCAAUAUCUAUAA